AUGCUUUUUUUUCUACUUAGGACGAAGAAAAAACUAUCUUGGACAAUUUUAGAAUCUAUCUAUCUGUCUAUCUACCCUUCUAUUUAUCUAUUCUUAACACAAUUUUUUCUCUCAUGUAUCUAUCUAUUUUUUUAUCUAUUUACUCUUUACGCAUAUUUUCUCAUAUCUAUCUGUGUAUCCAUCUGCGUAUCUAUAUAUCAAUCUAUACAUAAAUAUUGUCCAUUUUUCUAUCCAUCUACUCUUAUUUUUCUCAUAUCUAUUUCCCCUUUACACAUAUUUUCUCAUAACAAUCUAUGUCUCUCUAUCUGUCUACAAUGUACACGUAUUUUCUUAUAUCUAUCUAUCUAUCUAUCUAUCUAUAUUCACUUGUUGGCUAUCUAUCUAUCUAUCUAUCUAUCUAUCUACUCUUUACACAUAUUUAUCUCUCAUCUAUCAAUUUAUCUUCACACAAAUUUCUCAUGCCUAUCUAUAUUUUUCUUUAUCUACUCUUUAGACAUAUGUUUUUAUAUCUAUCUAUCUACUCUUCACACAUAUUUCCUCAUUUCUAUCUACUUUCUCUAUAUCUAUUCUCUCUCUCUCAAUCUUUACACAAGUAUAUAUAUAUAUAUAUAUAUAUAUAUUUUUGUCAUAUCUAUCUAUCUACUAUUUACAAAUAUUUUUCUUGCAUCUACCUAUCCUCACACCUAUUUUCUCAUGUCUAUCUAUAUUUCUAUGUAUCUACUAUUUACCCAUAUUUUUCUCAUAUCUAUCUAUCUAUCUAUCUAUCUACUUUUCACACAUAUUUUUUUCUGUCUAUCUAUCUAUCUGUCAACGUAUUAUCUAGAAAUGUUGUUCAUGGGUGUCGCAGGGAAAUUGGAUAUUGCCCUGAAAAAAAAUGCAAAGAAUUUGGAAAUGAUUAAAAGGUUUCCUAAAAUGAGAGUUUGCUUUUUUCGUCUCUGUAUAAUUAAGAGUUUCAUUUAA
Messenger RNA from Acanthosepion pharaonis, 960 nucleotides. NCBI's taxonomy places the organism in Eukaryota, Metazoa, Mollusca, Cephalopoda, Sepiida, Sepiidae. The record is from the annotation of a GenBank genome assembly.